Molecule: messenger RNA, 767 nt
Organism: Zychaea mexicana
Lineage: Eukaryota; Fungi; Mucoromycota; Mucoromycetes; Mucorales; Lichtheimiaceae
Exons: 2
Coding region: 92-643 (183 amino acids)
Source: RefSeq, a predicted model, not a curated record
CGGUUAAUUAGUUUUCCGCUCAAAAUUGGCUGAGUGUACCUGAAUCAUAGUGCCAAACGGUCCGCAGUAAUUAUUAUCGCAACCAUCAACCAUGUCUUCCAGAAUACGACAAGGAAAGCGCCAGCGAACAACGACAUAUCUCAAAGUUUCGGAGCGAGAGACAAAACUUAUCAAGGUUUCGAGAUCUGUAGCAGCGACAACUGGGAAUUACAACACCAUGCCGUUUGAAGUUCGCCAAACGCAAUCUUCAAAUGUUGAUUCCGCACCAUCGCAGUGGGUAGACACUGACAACGAUGAUGAUGAUGUUUGCGACCAGCCCAAACGUAAAAGUGCAGCUGCCAAGCGUGCAGUUCGUUGGGUUUGCCUUUUCCCGGGACUACUUAAGGCUUAUAAAGAAGGGUAUAAGCAAGCGCCGGUCGCCGAGGCACUCGAGCCUAUUGAUGCAGCGAUCUGUAGUUGUAAUGAUGAUAAGAAAGCCAGUAGAGAGGUUACUUGUAUCUUUAAGUAUGGCAUUCGGCAAUUCACCAUCAUUUACUGCAAAGCGUGCCCGAACUUUUCCUUGCCACUUGAUUUGAUGCGUCGCCACAUGUUACCUUUGACGCCAAUAAACCCCGGGCAUGCAGUGCACAUAAACAUUUCAUAACUUGCAUUGUAUUUGUCGUGUUUCAGUGCACAACAUUGCCAAGUGGAUUGAAGCCGAUUUCGAAGAAGAGGUACCAUCUUUUGAUACGCAUUUUUUAUCUAGGAUAUAAACACACUUAUGUUGG